AUGACACCAUUAUUAUAUCAGCAUAUAAUUUUCUCCUUAUAUAUUAUUUACCAUGUUCAAGCAUUUCCAUCAUCGUUAACACUUGGAUUUCUUGGUCCCAGAAAUUUACCGAAUAGCAAUACACAAGUCGGUGGACAUCCGGCAUUAUUUGCAUUUAAAUUAGCUAUUCGUAAUAUUAACAAUCGCUCAGAUCUUUUACCUCGAACAAAGUUGAGAUUUGUUAGCAAUGACACAAAUUCCGAUAUUGGUACCGCCAUUAUAGACGCAUUCUGGCAAUGUGUAUACGGAAAUGUCAUUGGUAUCGUCGGCGAAUAUGUUUCGGGCAUAUCACAGGCCGUUCAAUAUGUGAGUCGUCAUUAUAAAGUUCCUCAAAUUUCUUAUGGUUCGACAUCGUCGGAAUUUACAGAAUUUCAUUCAAUUCGUUAUCCCUAUUUUCUGCGCACAAUACCGAAUCUGAAUUUACAAUCAGUAUCAUUGGCACAUUUGAUAGCAAGCCAAGGUUGGAAAAAUAUCGCGUUAAUCUAUACAACUGAUGCGCAAACAUUUCAUAGUGUUCAGAUGUUUCUGGCAUCGGCACAAAAACUAAACAUAACGAUUCUCGUAUCAACAUCGUUUGCUACAGGUACUACUAAUCUAACGACACAAAUGAAAGCUAUAAAACAAUCUCAAGUACGAAUUAUUCUAUUUAUUGGAACAAUUGUCGAUCAACAAGUAUUGAUAAAUAAUAGUUUGAUAGAGGGUCUCACUGGUCCUGGAUAUCAAUGGAUUGGUAUACAUGCAAGUAUGUAUAGAGCAUUAUAUUUGAAUUCGACGGGCGGAACAGUCCAGCACUAUUAUGAGUGGUCACAAGGAUUCAUCGGUUUACAAAACUUUGCCGAUGUAAAUUCAAAUGUUUAUAAGGAAUAUGCUAAACAAUGGUCUACAGCACCGUAUGACCCAGAAACACCGACAGUAGACUCGAAUUCAAUUUCUUUCAUUGCUAAUUUUGCCUAUGAUGCAUGCUUUAUGUUUGCCCAUGCUUUGCAUCGCAUGAUUGAGGUACUGCAUUUGGAUCCGAUACAAAUAGAGAACCGUGAAUUAUAUCGUGCAAUAUUGAAAAAUGUCACCUUUCUUGGUGUUAGUGGUUACGUAAGUGUUGAUCAGAAUGGAGAUCGUGUAGCUCCAUUUGAUAUUGUUAAUUUUCAACAUGAUCAAAUAGUUAAAAUUGGUUCAAUCACUAUUGAUGGUCAAAUGCAAAUUAUAACUGAUAUUAGAUUUAAUAAUAUAAUAUAUUCUCAAUAUGAUCAUUGGGUUCUUCUACUUUAUCAAAUAAAUAGACUAUCUAUCUUCAUACCAUUACUCAAUGCACAUUUAAUGACAUUUAUCAAUGUUUUUAAUGAUUUAAUUAGUAGUCAAAAUCAUAUUACAAUGAAUGAUAAUAAAAACUUUACACUUUUUUGUGGACGAUGA
Rotaria sordida is the source of this 1449-nucleotide messenger RNA. NCBI's taxonomy places the organism in Eukaryota, Metazoa, Rotifera, Eurotatoria, Philodinida, Philodinidae. The record is from the annotation of a GenBank genome assembly.